UUGCAUUUAAUAUACGCCUCUUCUCUUAUGGUGGCAACCACCACCACCACACCUCACAAAAUUCUUUCAAUUCGAAUAUAAUAAUGGAUUUAGGAUUAAUCAAACCUGAUAAUGAAUUGGAUGGUUAUCUAAAACAGGCAAGAAAAUCUGAUACUAAAUAUCGUUGGUUAAUGAUUAUGAUUGAUCGUCAAAAAUGUCAAAUGAUAUUGAAAAAUAAAUCAAAUAAACAACAAGAUUGGCAACAUGAUUAUCAAUUAUUUUAUAAACAAAUUGAUCGUUCAGAUAAUCGUCCAUUUUUUCUACUUAUUCAUCUUGAUUCGAAUAAUAUAAAUUGGUUAUUGAUACAUAUGUCACCACCGCAGUCGGAUGUAAAACAAAAAAUGGUUGCAGCAUCAACAAAAACAACAUUAAAAAAUUCAUUUGGUACACCAUUGAUUACAAUGGAUUUAUUUAUCGAAGAUUUUGAUGAUCUUAGUUUGGAAAAAAUUUUCCAUGAAAUUCAAUGUCGACAACAUGAUAAACGACAAAUACAAACAUUACAAGAAUUAGAACAACAAAAACAACAAGAAUUAGAAGUUAUGCAUAAAAUUCAACAUUGCCAUUUAGGUCGUUCAGGUGGUGCAUUACAUUUUGAUUGUUUAUUAGAUGAAAUGGCUGAAAAUGAAAUCGGAAAAUUUCAACAAAAACAAAAUCAAUAUUGUUGUUUACGUUUUAUUAUGUCAAAUGAUUAUUCACAAGUAAUAUUUGAUGGAAAAUUAACAUUAACUGAUUAUCCAUUAUUAGCAAAAUGUUGGAAUUAUCAACAAUUCGAACAACAUGAUCAAAUAUUAUUACCACAAAAUUUUCAACCUGGUUAUAUUGUAUUUCGUUUUCGUCAUCAAAAUCCAUUGAAUGAAAUUAAUGAUAAUAAUGAACCCAUCGAACGUUUUAUUAUGAUUAGCUAUGUACCAAUCGAUAAUACAUUACCGGCUAAAUUAAGAUUUUCAUAUUCGGUUAAUCUAAAUUCAAUGAUUGGAAAAUUGACUAAUAAAUUGGAUAAUCAAUUAAAAUAUUUUGAAGCAGAUUCAUUAAAUGAAGUAACUGUUAAACGAAUAUUUUUCUUAUUAUAUCCAUCAUUAGAUAUGGAUCUAUCCGUACAAAAACAAUCAAACGAAAUGGCACCACCAUUAAAAUUUGAUAAACCAAUUGCAAAAGGUCGUGGUCCACGUCGUAUGAUUCGUUGACGAUUGCAACAAGCAAACAAACAAACAACAACAAUUUAUUUUAUUUUAUUUCAAAAAAAACAUGAUUGAUUGAUUGUAAAACCAAAAACAAAACAAAAAAAAAACUUUGUCCAAAUUAUUACAAA
This is a messenger RNA of Dermatophagoides pteronyssinus (European house dust mite), 1348 nucleotides long. RefSeq names its product twinfilin actin binding protein (gene twf). Gene Ontology annotation, biological process: barbed-end actin filament capping; positive regulation of neuron projection development; actin filament depolymerization. Lineage: Eukaryota; Metazoa; Arthropoda; Arachnida; Sarcoptiformes; Pyroglyphidae. The record is from RefSeq and is a predicted model, not a curated record. Gene Ontology annotation, cellular component: actin filament; myofibril; cytoplasm. Gene Ontology annotation, molecular function: actin monomer binding; actin filament binding.